ACCAGCUCAGUCUUGCUUAAGGAGAGACUAUUCUGGCUUUUGAUUAUUUGAGCAUAACCCCUGUUGUUGUGGAUACAAAACCUAGUCGAGAAAUCAAGUAUGAAGGUGGAAACUGAAUCCAGCCAUGCUGAUGCCUCAAAUCAGGAAGCUGAACCUGCCCAACUUUUGGAUGAUGAAGAAAACAAACACCUACCAGUCAAAAAGAAGACUUCCUGUUGCACAGGCCUGAAGGUGUUUCUUGCUGCUUUAUCGUUCAGCUACUUUUGUAAAGCGCUUUCUGCCACGAUCAUGAAAAGCUCCAUCACCCAGAUUGAAAGAAGGUUUGACCUUACGUCCUCUACAGUUGGUCUCGUUGAUGGAAGUUUUGAGAUGGGUAAUUUGCUGGUGAUUGCGUUUGUGAGUUACUUUGGAGCUAAACUUCACAGGCCCAAAGUAAUCGCUGUAGGAUGCUUUAUUAUGGCUUUGGGAUGUCUUUUAACAGCAAUGCCUCAUUUCUUCAUGGGAUACUAUAAGUAUGAGGCAGUGUCACAUAGAGCAUCUUCAGCCAACUUAACUUCAAAGAUAAAUCCCUGUUUGCUACAUCAAGAUGCCAACAAAACUCUUUUGGAAUUCUCACAAGCAGGCUGUGAAAAGGAAACAUCAUCAUAUAUGUGGAUAUAUAUCUUACUGGGAAACAUGCUACGUGGAAUUGGUGAAACACCAAUAACACCACUGGGCAUCUCUUAUCUUGAUGAUUUUGCCAAGGAAGAAAAUGCACCUCUGUAUAUAGCAAGUUUGCACACAAUAGCUAUGCUGGGCCCAAUGUUUGGUUUCAUGUUGGGAUCACUAUGUGCAAGACUGUACGUGGAUAUUGGAUUUGUGGAUUUAGAAAGCAUCACUAUCACUCCACAGGAUUCUCGCUGGGUGGGUGCCUGGUGGCUUGGUUUUGUCAUAGCUGGAUCAAUCAGUCUCUUGGCUGCUAUUCCUUUCUGCUUCCUGCCGAAGAGCCUGAAAAAGCCAGAGGGAGCCAAUCACGACAAAACAUCAUCUAGUGUCCUGGGAGAGAGGAAAGCCACAAGGAAGACACAUACUUCUGCAAAAUCUAAGCCAAAGAAGUGGUCAAUUAUAUUGAAAGAUUUCUGUACAUCUCUGAAAACAGUAUUGAGUAAUCCAAUGUACCUUACGCUGUUGUGCAGCUCGCUGUUACAGUUCAGCAGCUUUAUCGGUUUCCUGACUUACAAACCUAAGUACAUAGAACAGCAAUAUGGACAGUCUACAUCUAAAUCUAACUUUAUCAUAGGUUUGACAUCCUUACCUCCUGUAGGUAUUGGGAUUUUCCUAGGAGGGUUCAUAAUGAAAAAGUACAAAAUGAGUAUGACUGGAGCAGCCAAGUUUGCAUAUAGUAUGUCAUUUUUGGCCUUCCUCCUCACUCUGUUGCACUUCUUUGUGGGCUGUGAGAAUCAUGUGGUGGCAGGACUGACAGUGUCCUAUGACGGGAAACCCACUCAGAAACAUGAAAAUGCCUUAUUUUCUGAAUGCAACUCUGGCUGCAAAUGUGCCACCAAUGUGUGGGAUCCUGUAUGUGGAGACAACGGAGUCACAUAUGUUUCAGCAUGCCUUGCUGGGUGCACAGCUUCGGUGGGACAUGGAAAGAAUAUGCUCUACCAUAACUGCAGCUGCAUCCAAGCCAGCGGGUCACAGUGGGGAAAUAACUCUGCGACUUUGGGGCAAUGCCCAAAAAGUGAUGCUUGUUCAAGAAACUUUAUUUAUUAUACGGCAAUACAAGUCCUAAGUGGCUUUUGUUAUGCAUUGGGAGGCACCCCAGCUUACAUGAUCAUGUUUAGGUGUGUCCAGCCAGAGCUGAAAUCUCUUGCAGUUGGUCUGUACACACUUGUUAUGAGAACACUAGCUGGAAUUCCGGCUCCAGUUUAUUUUGGUGCAUUGAUUGAUAGGACAUGCUUGAAGUGGGGAAGUAGAAGCUGUGGGCUUCGAGGUGCUUGCAGAAUAUAUGACUCUAAUGCUUACAGAUAUGCCUUCCUUGGUCUAUCAGCAGUGCUGAGAGCUCCUUCUUACUUGUUAGGAUUAAUUUUUAUAGUACUGGUCAAGAAACACUAUCCAGCUAAGAAAUCCACAUCUACAGAAAAUGGAGGAAGAGAAGAAGUUCCUAUGAAUAAAGAAGAUGGUUUCAAGAGCAGUGAACCUCUGACUGGUUCUCUCGAAGCAGAGAACAAAUCCUGCAUUUAGGAGGCCAUUUAAAUCAGUGUCACAUGAGUCAGGGCACAUGCUCUUGGGGACAGCUCUCACAACAUCAUGAAUAAAUCAACAGUGAGUAACACUUCUUUGGAGAGUGCAAGCAAUAACCAACUUAUAAUCAACAAAAAGAAAAGCUUACACACAGGCAUGUUCCACUUCCAAGUAUGAAUAUGUGCACCAGAUAAUCAACAACAGCCAGGUUCUUGAUUGAUAAGGAAGGAAAAUCCACCUGGCAUCACUGAUAGGGCCCAUGUGCAAUUUUCGAAGGUCUCAGAGAUGCCUUCUGGGGCAACAACCACCUCUGAUCCUGCACCCAGAGAGCGUACCCCUGCCAGGGAUCAUCAAACUGGCCUCCAAUUGCAGUGUUACAAUUUCAUCUCAUUGCAGAAUUCAAAAUAAAAGAAAAAUCUUUAAGCAACACAUUCCCAACUCAAGGAAAAGAGCCAUAUCUAACAUUUUCCAUUGCAAUACUGGCAAAAUCUGUCAAAAGCAGUGUUUUCCCAGAAAAUAUUUUACUUUAUUUCAGCUGAAAACUUUAUUCCUAGUUAUAAGCAUAAAUAAGCUGCUAGAAAUGAGAUAAUUGUUUAAAAAGUCUCAAAGUUGUAGUAUUAUAUUAAUAGUUAAUUUUUUAGGUGUGACUAUAAAACGUAAGAAAUAUUCUGAAUUUUGUAGUGACAAUAUUUUCUAAGUGAAAUCUCUGCAGUGUAUGACACUCUGUCCAAUCUGCCUUUCAUUGCUAUGCGAGGUAAUAACCAGCAGAGGACACUCAAAGAAUAGUAUUACCCAUCCUGUAACUAGACAUGCUCAAAACACUUGUUAUAUACAA
Molecule: messenger RNA, 3058 nt
Organism: Nothoprocta perdicaria
Lineage: Eukaryota; Metazoa; Chordata; Aves; Tinamiformes; Tinamidae
Product: solute carrier organic anion transporter family member 1C1-like
Exons: 15
Coding region: 100-2223 (707 amino acids)
Biological process (GO): sodium-independent organic anion transport; transmembrane transport
Cellular component (GO): membrane
Molecular function (GO): protein binding
Source: RefSeq, a predicted model, not a curated record